AUUCUACAUCAUGUGUCCUUGUAGUUUGAAAGUUAUCUCACUGUGUGUUUGUCUUGUGCAGGGAGGCUCUGAGUUUGAUCUGCACCUACUGGAUUGUGUCCAGAAUGCCUAUGAAUGAAAUCAGCCUGCUCUGCCAAUAACAACGGAAACUUCAAGACUUCAAGAAAAAAAAAAGGAGGUGCGAGAGAGGCGAGAAACAGCACGGCCCGGGCGGCGAGGACACGCAGCCCGUAAAGGUAUUUCCUUCAAAAUGGAUUCUGCUGAAGAGACUGAAAAGUUUCCUGAUAGGCCAGAAUCGCCUGCCUCAUCCUGUGUGUCCAUGCAAAGUGAUGCCUCCAUGAAGAAUCGUAAUGACUUCACCAAGGAAGACACUGAUAGCCCAGUUAAUUUUGAGAAAUCAAACUCGCCUGCCUCAUCCUGUGUGUCUAUGCAAAGUGAUGUCUCCAUGAAGAAUCGUAAUGACUUCACCAAUGAAGACACUGAUAGAGACCCACGUGACUGUGCAGAGUCUGCUGUGAUGGAUGGAAAAGACAUAUUUAAGCUGGUGGAAACCUAUGCCAUGAGCAUUGUUAGGAGUGAGCUGAGAAGGUAUGAGAAGAUGCUCUUUCCUGAGAGUGAAAAUCAGAAUGAAGACAGUUUGACUUCUGAAGAUAAAAACCAAGACAGCAGUGCCAGUGAGGGGGUACUGAGGAUUACACUGCACGUCUUAAAGGAAAUAGGCCACAGAGAGCUCGCUAACAAACUGGAGAAACACAUUUAUGGUGAGCUUGAUGUCUGCCAACGCAAGCUCAGACACAAAUUGAGAAAGUUUGAAUACAUUUACGAGGGAGCAGCACAACACGGGAACCAGACACUUCUAAACAAGGUGUACACCGAGCUCUACAUCACAGAGGGAGUCAGUGGAACUGUCAAUAAUGAACAUGAGGUCAGGCAGAUUGAGGCUGCAACCAGGAGACCAGCAGCAGAAGAUAAGCCAAUCAAAUGUGAAGACGUCUUUAAGCCCUUGCUUGGACAAGACAGAUUCAUCCGAACUGUGCUGACCAAAGGAAUUGCUGGCAUUGGAAAAACGAUCUCAGUACAGAAGUUUAAUCUGGAAUGGGCAGAGGGAAGAGUCAACCAGGAUAUCCAACUCUUAAUCAAUCUUCCCUUUCGAGAGCUGAAUCUGAUGAAAAGACACUGCACGCUUACACAGCUGCUUCAUCACUUUCUUGUGGAGGCAAAAGAAUCAGGAAUUUCAGAUUUUGGCAAAUAUAAACUUGUGCUGAUAUUUGAUGGGUUGGAUGAAUGUCGGCUUCCCUUGGACUUUGAGCACAACGAGCCCUGCUGCAGUGUCUCAGAACCAACUUCAGUGGAUGCACUACUGACGAAUCUCGUGAAGGGCAACCUGCUGCCCUCUGCACACAUCUGGAUUACCUCCAGGCCUGCAGCUGCAGAUCGUAUUCCAGUUGAUCUUGUUGAUCGUGUGACAGAGAUACGAGGGUUCAACGACCCCCAGAAGGACGAGUACUUCAGGAAGAAAAUCUCUGAGCAGAACAUGGCAGAUCGGGUCAUCUCACACGUUAAGUCAACCAGGAGCCUCCAUAUCAUGUGUCAUAUACCAGUCUUCAGCUGGAUAUCUGCCACCGUUCUGCAGAGGAUUUUAGAAGAAGCAGAAGAGAAGACGGCAGAGGAGGACGGCGGUAAAAGAGAAAUGCCUAAGACUCUGACACAAAUGUACACAUAUUUUUUAAGGUACAACUCACUGAUCAGAACUCAGAAGUAUUCAGCAGGAGAAGAGGCAUCUGACGCACAGUCCCAGGACGGAAUUGAUGAAGGUAUGAUCUUGAAGCUUGGAAAACUGGCCUUUGAGCACCUGAUAAAAGGCAACAUGAUCUUCUAUGAGAAUGAACUGAUUGAGUACAAUAUCAACAUCAGUGAUGCUGCAGUAUACUCAGGAGUGUUCACCCAGGUCUCCGAGAAUGACUUUGGACUUCGACUGGGGAGGGUCUACUGCUUUGUGCAUCUCAGCAUACAGGAGUUUUUUGCUGCAGUGUACAUUUUUCACUCCUUCAUCUGCUUCAAUCAGAACUUGAUGGAACCACAGGAAACCACUACCAUCCAGGAGGCUCCCAGUGAGGUAACCAACCUCCUCAAGAGUGCGGUGGACAAAGCUCUGCAGAGUGAGAACGGACACCUAGAUCUUUUUCUUCGUUUCCUUCUGGGCCUCUCGCAGACACCCAAUCAGUCUGUCUUGAAGAGCAUUCUAACCACAAUGAGAAGCAAUUCGCAAAGAAAUGAGGAAAUUGUUGAGUACAUCAAGGAGAAGAUCAGGCAAAAUCCUUCCCCAGAAAGAUGCAUCAAUCUCUUCCACUGCCUUGGCGAGCUGAAUGAUCAGUCUCUCGUGGAGGAAAUCCAAAACUACCUGAGGUCUGGUAGUUUGGCAGAGAUUAAACUAUCAUCCUCACAGUGGUCUGCUCUGGUCUUUGUUCUACUGACCUCAGAGGAGGAGUUGGAUAAGUUUGACCUGAGGAAAUAUUCAAGAUCAGAGGAGGGUCUAAUCAGACUGUUACCAGUGAUCAGAGAAUCCAGCGUAGCCUUGCUUAAAGAAUGCAACCUCACAGAGAAAUGCUGCAAAGCACUUGGAGAAGUUCUGAGCAAUUCAUGCUUGAGAGAACUGGACCUGAGUGAUAAUGAUCUGCAAGAUUCAGGAUUAGAGCUGCUGUCUGCUGGACUGGCAAGUCCAACAUGUCAUCUGAAAAUACUGAGGUUGCAGUUCUGUGGAGUCACAGAGGCUGGCUGUGGCUUUUUGGUUAAAGCUCUGAGGUCCAACCCCACCCACCUGAAAGAACUGGAUCUGAGCUACAAUUAUCCAGGGCAACUGGGGAUGGAGCUGCUGUCCUCUCUACAGAAGGACAGUGAACACCUCACUGUCAGCUUAAAUGCUAAUGCAGAGUGCUAUUUAAAAUCAGCUCUGAAGAAAUACGCAUGUGAGCUUACUAUGGAGGUGAAUUCAGCCCAUUCACACCUGUCUUUUUCUGAGGACAGCAAAAAAAUGACACGAAUGGAAACGGCUCAACCAUAUCCUGACAACUCAGAGAGGUUUACAGACUGGGGACAAGUGCUUUGUAAAGAGGGUAGAUCUGCUCGAUGCUACUGGGAAGUGGAGUGGACUGGCAAUUGGACAGGUAUAGGAGUGGCUUAUAAAGGAAUCAGCAGGAAAGCUACAGGUAAUGACAGUGUCCUUGGCUACAAUGAUCAGUCCUGGAGUCUGCGCUACUGUAAUGGCAAAUACACUGCCUGGUACAAUAAGAAUGAUGCUCCUAUAUCUGUCCCCUACUUCGACUCCAAAAGAGUUGGAGUAUUCUUAGACUGGUCAGCCGGCACUCUGUCCUUCUACGCAGUCUCAUCAAAGGCCAUGACUCACCUGCAUACGUUCCACACUCAGUUCUCUGAACCUCUGUACCCAGGCUUCAGGCUGGGACAUGCAGAUUCUUCAUUGACUCUGUGCCAGCCAGAAUACCCUUAAAUACCCUGCCCCCUCCCUAAGAGGUGAGCCGAAGUACCCAGCCAAACGGCACGUAUUUCUGUAUAUUCAGUCACAGUUUGCUCUUCACAAACAUGACAUUCCAGGACAACACCCAUAUUAUUUGAUGACUCACUGAUGAAAACGGGUUUCCCAAGUCUUCUGACAGGGCCUCCCAACACAGAGCACUGGCACUUGCAUUUUGGACGUUGGACGUUGAAGUGUCCCUUCCAUUGUCCCGACUUUAUCCACCCCUUGAGGUCAGCAGUACUCCUCCACUACAUGUACAGUAUGUGUCAAACAUUGUUUAUCAUUUAGAAGUGUGUGUUCUUAUGUGUUUUAGCAGUUUGAACAUCUUUCCUGUGGGAAAAUGGUGCCUCUUGUUUAUUUGCACAGGAGAGAUGAUAUAGAACAAUAUACAAAGACAAAACUUUAUUCAGCAAUGCAUUGUACAACUGAAUGCAAAUAUGCCUUUAAAAUCAAUAGUACUAGAUUAUCCUGUUAGUUUAUGUUCAAGUUCGUUCACCUUAAGACAAAAAACCUCCAAAAACCUUUGUAUGAGUAUCACUGAGAU
Messenger RNA from Toxotes jaculatrix (banded archerfish), 4076 nucleotides. Its product is annotated as NLR family CARD domain-containing protein 3-like. Gene Ontology annotation, molecular function: protein binding. The coding region runs from base 251 to 3505 and encodes 1084 amino acids. The record is from RefSeq and is a predicted model, not a curated record. The transcript is spliced from 11 exons. Lineage: Eukaryota; Metazoa; Chordata; Actinopteri; Toxotidae.